Molecule: messenger RNA, 2895 nt
Organism: Caenorhabditis sp. 36 PRJEB53466
Lineage: Eukaryota; Metazoa; Nematoda; Chromadorea; Rhabditida; Rhabditidae
Source: the annotation of a GenBank genome assembly
AUGAUUGGUGGAUUGUUCGUGUACAACCACAAAGGAGAAGUACUAAUUUCAAGAAUAUAUCGAGACGAUGUGACGUGAGUUUGUUUGUUUGUUUAUCAGGACAAAAUGAUGGCAUGGCACACGGCGGCGUCGAAUGUCGAAUGGGAACGAAUUUCCAUUCGACAAAUGUUGGGAAAAUAAAAUGAGAAUGGAACGAACGACUGAAUGAAAAGGGUGUGCAGCUGCAUUUCUCCCAUUUGACAUCGUGUGUUUGUUCUCAUUUAAGACGCGUGUGAAAAAUGAAAAAUUCUUCGAAAACCCAAGAGAUGUAUAGUUUUUUCUCCGAAGGGAACAAACGUAUCGGUCAGUGUGGGGACACUUUUGAGCUCUGAUCUUUUAGUUGACCCAGAUAAUCCAACAUUCAGCCGAGGGAUUAUCGAUUUUCGAUUCAACCGGGGCGGCGGCGAUUUCCGAUUAAACCAAUGAAUAGUUUCAGACGGAAUGCAGUCGACGCCUUCCGUGUUAACGUCAUUCACGCUCGGCAGCAAGUCCGUUCGCCGGUCACCAACAUGGCUCGAACUUCAUUUUUCCACGUGAAGCGAGGAAAUGUAUGGAUUUGCGCGGUGACGCGGCAAAAUGUCAAUGCAGCUAUGGUCUUUGAGGUAUCCACGUCAAAUGAGGGAAUCAUCAAGUGACGAUAUUUUUUUCAGUUUUUGAAACGAUUUGCGGACACAAUGCAAUCGUACUUCGGGAAGCUGAAUGAGGAAAAUGUGAAGAAUAAUUUUGUGCUAAUUUAUGAGUUACUGGAUGGUGAGAACAGGAGAAAUAAGCUGCCGUACGUCAUAAUCUUUUUUCAGAAAUACUAGACUUUGGAUAUCCUCAAAACACGGAUCCUGGUGUGCUCAAGACGUUCAUCACGCAGCAAGGAGUCCGAACAGCGGUCAGUGAACGCUUUUCUGUUGGUUUCUCAAAGCAAUUCCAUAAUAAGUUGGACAUUUUCGAUAAUACAUUUUUAAACGAUUUUAGGAUACACCGGUUCCAGUGGUAAGCUUCAGUAUUGUGAAUGUGGUUGUUAGUUAGCAGGAAUGUCCUUGUUUGUGAGACAAACUUUAGUUGUGAUCAUGCGAUUUCCUGAAAAAACACUGUGAAUCAUGUCAGGAAAUUAUUUUGUUGACCAUCAUAUCUCGCCUGAGCAUCCAAUAAUCCGGGGUACUUAAUAUGUAUCCGCCUCUACAUUUGUACCCGAAUCUCGAUAACACUACCCAAGGGAUUUGUUUUGUAUUGCAGACGAAAGAGGAGCAGUCGCAGAUCACGUCUCAAGUGACCGGACAGAUUGGAUGGCGUCGCGAGGGAAUCAAGUACCGUCGAAACGAGCUCUUCCUCGAUGUCAUUGAAUACGUGAACUUGCUCAUGAACCAACAAGGUGCGUUAAUUCAAAGCUAAUCCGAUAAACACAAAAUAUCCAUUUCAGGUCAGGUUCUGUCGGCACAUGUCGCCGGAAAGGUUGCCAUGAAGUCGUACUUGAGCGGAAUGCCAGAGUGCAAGUUCGGAAUCAACGACAAAAUCACGAUCGAGGGCAAGUCGAAGCCCGGCAGCGACGAUCCGAAUAAAGCGUACGUUUGGGGCGACAAAUCCGGUUUCUCGUCAGGAAACUGAUACCCUCUUGUUUGCAGAAGCCGUGCCGCCGUGGCCAUUGACGACUGUCAAUUCCACCAAUGCGUCAAGCUUACGAAAUUCGAGACGGAGCACGCGAUUUCCUUCAUCCCACCGGAUGGCGAGUACGAACUGAUGAGAUAUCGCACCACGAAGGACAUCCAACUGCCGUUCCGUGUCAUCCCGCUGGUUCGCGAAGUUUCGCGCAACAAGAUGGAAGUCAAGGUCCGGAGUUUCCAGUCCAAUAUUCCACAAGUCCAGUUAAAAUCGUUCAGGUCGUCGUCAAGUCCAACUUCAAGCCCUCGCUUCUUGCCCAGAAAAUCGAGGUGCGCAUCCCGACGCCACCGAACACUUCGGGCGUGCAACUCAUCUGCAUGAAAGGAAAGGCCAAGUACAAGGCGGGCGAGAAUGCCAUCGUGUGGAAGUGAGUCUCGGGGGGUGCUCGCUCUCGGCGGAUUAGAGCGAGUCGGGGGCAAGGAAGAUGCCGCAUUUGAGAGGGAAAGGGAGACAAGAAAAUUGUGGCGGGGGCCAAAGAGAAGAAGGAGGAGAGCGAAGAAGAAAGCAAUCAGGGAAAUUGGCGGGAAGUUUGGAGGCCCCACACGCGAGCGCCAUUGUACGAAUAUUUGUUGGCGGGAUCCGGGGGAAGAUUCAACAGGACUUGAAAGAGUCUCAGCCGGUCGGUCCGGGAGUUACGACUUGAGCAAAAGUUUUUGUAAAAAAUAAAAAGCGCGUGCAGCAAGGUUGCUAAAAUGUUGCAAUCUAUUACUCCGCCAACUUUCAAACAAAUUUUAGGACCAAGUUGCAGCCUGUCGAACUGACCGGGCUAUGAUUGAAAAUGCGAGUCUGAAAAUAACUAGUUUUGUGGCUUCCUUAUGCAACGUGCAAUCUGGUGUAAAACAGUUUUCUCGAAAAGAUUUGGCGGUCUUUAAGGCUUCAAUCUUAAUGAUUUGUUUGUAGGAUCAAGCGCAUGGCUGGAAUGAAGGAAAGCCAAAUCUCGGCUGAAAUCGAUCUUCUCUCGACUGGAAACGUCGAGAAGAAAAAGUGGAACCGACCCCCAGUGAGCAUGAACUUCGAGGUACGGCACUCGUUUUUUGCAGACCGCAAUUCUCAAACAAACUCAAUUUGCAGGUUCCAUUUGCGCCGUCUGGUCUCAAAGUGCGCUACUUGAAGGUUUUCGAACCGAAACUGAACUAUUCGGACCACGACGUCAUCAAAUGGGUCCGGUACAUUGGAAGAUCCGGCCUGUACGAGACGAGAUGCUAA